UUCUUUUCCUCUAUCGAUGGCAUGCUGAAUACCGUUUUGAUCAUCACACCACAUUUACGACUUCCCGCAUCGUGUUCAAAACAAUUCAGUAAACAAUUUUCAACUUCAUUCACACUUUCAACCAAAAAACGUGUAAAAAUGGCACCAAAGAAGGCCGCCGCUGCAGAACCAAAAGCCCGAUUGGGUAAAGUAUCGAAUAACUUACGAAUCGGUAUUGUUGGAAUGCCAAACGUUGGUAAAUCAUCAUUUUUCAAUUGUUUAGCAAAAGCAGAUUUAGGAAAAGCUGCAAAUUUUCCAUAUGCUACAAUCGAUCCAGAAGAAACAAAAGUUCCCGUUCCUGAUGAUCGUUUUACAUGGCUAUGUCAAACUUAUAAACCAAAAAGUGAAGUUCCUGCUUUUUUGACUUGUAUCGAUAUCGCAGGUUUAACGGCAGGUGCAAGUACAGGUGCAGGUUUGGGUAACGCUUUCUUGAGUCACGUUCGUUCCGUUGAUGGUAUCUUCCAAGUCGUUCGUUGUUUCGAUGAUGCAGAAGUCAUUCACGUUGAGGGAGAUGUGAACCCAGUUCGUGAUAUGGAAGUGAUCAGUAAAGAAUUACGAUUGAAGGAUAUCGAAUGGGUCGAAAAGCAAAUCGAUACACAAAAGAAAUCCGCAAGAUCAGCAGGUAAUAACAGUCUAGAAGACAGAAAGAAAAAGGAAGAUUUGGGAACGAUGGAAAAGGUUUUACAUAUGAUCAAAGAAGAGAACAAAGAUGUUCGUAAAGGAGAAUGGAACAAUAAAGAAAUCGACGUCAUCAACUCAAUGAUGUUGCUAACAGCCAAACCAGUGAUCUACUUGGUCAACUUGAGCGAGAAAGAUUACGAACGCAAAAAGAACAAAUGGUUACCCAAGAUCAAAGAAUGGAUUGAUACAAACAAUCCAGGAGAUCAAUUGAUUCCAUUCUCGGUUGCAUUGGAAGAACGUUUGAUGGGCGAAGGUGGAAUGGAAAACACAACACAAAGUUUAGCACGUAUUAUUCGUAGUGGAUAUGAUGCACUAGAUUUGAUCAGAUACUUUACAUGCGGUCAACCUGAAUGUCGUGCAUGGACGAUCAGACGUGGAACCAAAGCACCACAAGCAGCCGGUGUGAUUCAUUCGGAUUUCGAACAAAAAUUCGUAUGUGGUCAUAAAUUUUCAUUUGAUGAUUUGAAAGAGUUGGGAUCCGAAAGUGCCGUUCAAUCUGGCGGUAAGAUUUCUCAAAUCGGUAAAACUUAUGAAAUGGUUGAUGGAGAUAUCGUUACUUGGAAAGCAGGUGCUUAGAUUAAAGUUUUUUUCAUUGUACAUCAUACCUAUCCUUACCUUUUGGCAAUGCGAUUGCUUACAUUUUA
Molecule: messenger RNA, 1364 nt
Organism: Meira miltonrushii
Lineage: Eukaryota; Fungi; Basidiomycota; Exobasidiomycetes; Exobasidiales; Brachybasidiaceae
Exons: 2
Coding region: 139-1296 (385 amino acids)
Cellular component (GO): cytoplasm
Molecular function (GO): GTP binding; ATP hydrolysis activity; ATP binding
Source: RefSeq, a predicted model, not a curated record